Phaeoacremonium minimum UCRPA7 is the source of this 1404-nucleotide messenger RNA. RefSeq names its product putative branched-chain alpha-keto acid lipoamide acyltransferase protein. The coding region runs from base 1 to 1404 and encodes 467 amino acids. The record is from RefSeq and is a predicted model, not a curated record. The transcript is spliced from 3 exons. Lineage: Eukaryota; Fungi; Ascomycota; Sordariomycetes; Togniniales; Togniniaceae. Gene Ontology annotation, molecular function: lipoic acid binding; acetyltransferase activity. Gene Ontology annotation, cellular component: cytoplasm; mitochondrion.
AUGGUCACUGCAUCAAGGGAUAAGUCGAGCUGCUUCCGCAGCAGCGUGGUGAAGCCCGUCCUACUUGCUGACAUUGGAGAAGGCAUCGUGGAAUGCGAAAUAAUCCAGUGGUUUGUCGAGCCAGACGCACGAGUUGAGGAGUUCUCCCCGCUAUGCGAGGUCCAGAGCGACAAGGCGUCUGUAGAGAUCACCAGUCGCUUUUCUGGCGUUGUAAAGAAGCUCUACUACGAAGCGGGGGAGAUGGCAAGGGUGGGAAAGCCGUUUGUGGACAUUGAUAUACAAGGCGACGUGAGCAAGGAAACACUGGAGGCAUUAACACCUUCAGAAACACCACAGGAAACACAGGCGGAGAAAACACCAACGCAACCAGAACCCCCAACAAGCUCCCGCCCCUCAUCAGAGCCGGCUGGAGAGGCAAAGGAGGCUGAAGCACCUGUCCAACCAAAAGGCAAACAUGCAGCCCUUGCGACACCGGCGGUACGGCAUCUUUCUAAGGAGUUAAAGGUAGAUAUAACAGACAUAGACGGCACGGGCAAAGACGGCAGGGUACUCAAGGAGGACAUCUACAAGUUUGUACAAGCAAGAGACUCGGAAGGACAACCGACGCCGUCUGCAAGGAGACCGGACCCAUCUCCGGAGGCUGAGGCUGGCGUGCAGAAAGAGACGCCAAUGCAGCUUACCAAGACGCAGGAGCAAAUGUUCAGGACCAUGACCAGGUCCUUGACAAUCCCGCACUUUCUGUAUGCGGAUGAGAUAGACUUUACAAAUCUGUGCGACCUGCGCAGCCGGCUCAACAGGGUGCUGGCCAAGUCUGGCGGUGAGAAGAGCAGCGGCACCGGCGAUGUUGUCGCGAAGUUGUCGUACCUGCCUUUCAUCGUCAAGGCCGUGUCCAUGGCGCUGUACAAGUAUCCCAUACUCAACGCGCGCGUGGACAUCGACCCGACCACCUCGAGGCCCAGCCUGACCCUGCGUAGCCAGCACAACAUCGGGGUGGCCAUGGACACGCCGUCCGGCCUGAUGGUCCCGGUGAUUAAGAACGUCGCCGCUCUGAACAUUCUCUCCAUCGCGUCCGAGCUGAUGCGCCUGCAGACCUUGGCCCUUGCGGGGAAGCUAUCCCCGCAGGAUAUGAGUGGCGGGACGAUAACGGUGUCCAACAUUGGCAAUAUCGGAGGCACGUAUCUGUCGCCCGUCAUCGUGGAGCGGGAGGUGGCCAUCCUAGGUAUCGGACGAAUGAGGACGGUUCCCGCCUUUGACGAGUCGGACCGGGUGGUCAAGAAGCAGGUGUGCAACUUUAGUUGGAGCGCCGACCACAGGGUCGUGGAUGGAGCCACGAUGGCGCGGGCGGCGGGAGUGGUCCGCGAGCUCGUGGAAGAACCAGACUCAAUGCUCAUGCAUCUGAGGUAG